This is a messenger RNA of Lachnellula hyalina, 960 nucleotides long. RefSeq lists its product as uncharacterized. NCBI's taxonomy places the organism in Eukaryota, Fungi, Ascomycota, Leotiomycetes, Helotiales, Lachnaceae. The record is from RefSeq and is a predicted model, not a curated record. The transcript is spliced from 3 exons. Gene Ontology annotation, molecular function: oxidoreductase activity, acting on the aldehyde or oxo group of donors, NAD or NADP as acceptor; NAD binding. Bases 1 to 960 code for a protein of 319 amino acids.
AUGGCUCCUCGGAUUUUCCUCACUGGAGCUUCUGGAUACGUCGGUGGCCAAUUCAUCCCCAACAUGCGAGCAAAGCAUCCCUCAUAUCAAAUCAUCAGCCUCGUUCGAACCAAAGAGACAGGAGAAAAACUCACCUCCAAAUACCCAUCUGUACAAAUCGUCAUCGGUGAUCUCGAUUCCAGCAGUCUGCUAGUGGAGCAAAGCAAGUUGGCAGAUGUGGUGAUUCAAGCCGCAGACUGCGAUCACCUCAACGCCAUAACGUGCAUCAUGCGCGGCUUGUCCGCCGGCGCGAGAAACGCACCUCUCAUCCAGCUAUCCGGCGCAGCCAGCGUCCUAGAUAUAUGCAAUGGAGUCGGGCAGCGGAGCCCGAGAGUCUGGGACGAUGGCGUGGACUUGGAUGAGAUCCUCAGCUUCGACGCGACGCAUGUGCAUCAUGCUAGCGACAAGCUUGUGUUCAGCGAAGGCAAGAAGCACGAUGUCAGGACCGCGAUCGUGGCGCCGCCCAUGAUAUACGGUAGAGGCCACGGGAUCAAGGAGUGGAGCAUGGGCCUGCCGUGGCUGGUUGGAAUGUUUAAGAACCGUGGAAAGGGGUUUGUGGUUGGGGAGGGCAAGACGAUUGUCAGUAGUAUACAUGUGAGGGAUAUUGCGGAUGUGCUGGUGUAUUUUGCGGAACAGGCACUGGGUGCGGAAGAUGGCGGGAGGGUGGAGUGGGGUGAGAAGGGCGGGAGAGUGUACUUUUUUGGACAUGUGGAUGUUAUUGCGAGAGAGAUGAAGGGGAAGGGGAUGAUCGAGACUGCGGAGCUGGAUUCGCUGACGUCUGAAGAGGCGGAUCAAUUGCAUCCGUGGGCUACUUUCAUGUAUGGAUCUAAUAUGAGGAUUUGUGCCUCUAGACUGCGGGGUUUGGGAUGGACGCCGAAGCAACCGGGGGUCAUUGAGACGGUUUUCGAGAUGUUAGAAUGA